AUAGUUCCAAAAUACUGGACUGUCCUAUCGAUGACAUUGACAGUGGGGCGCCACCGUCAAUACUGGAUCGCUGGUUCCGAUUUUUGCCAUGUUGGAAACCAUAUAGUUGAACGAUGGUAGCGCCCCCCUGUCAUUGAGUUUGGUGGGACAGUUCAGCGUGGGUCAUCUAUAAGUUGAAGUUCAAAUGUCAAUGUCAUUUAGUUUCGCACAGUGAUAAAUUCCAGUGACAUGCAAUUUUUGUAAUGGUAAAUUAUUUGUAAGAAACUGCAAACAAAUGCAAAUGUGCAGUCGAUGUGUGGAAUGCGACAACAUUUACUCGAUAAUUUCAAUUAUUGCGAGUGUUGUGGCUUAGAAACAAUUAGGCUGUUAAGAAUAAACAAGGCUCGGGCACUAUCAUACCUUUUUCCUAAAAAGCAAAAAGCUGCUUCUGCUGCUUCACAAGAUUUAUUUGAUGACUUUCAGGUUGAUAACGAAGAGUUGACGCUAAUCGAGGAUUCAUUGAUGAUUGAUGAUGCUUCUUCGGACAACAAGAAAAAACAGCUACUGUCAGUCAGCAGUGAUGAUGCUUCUUCAGACAACAAGGAAAAACAGCUGCUGUCAGUCAGCAGUGAUUUUAUUUCUUUAGAAGGAGAAGAGAAAGAACACAUAGCAAAUGGCGGGCAGACCCCCGAAAAAACAUUUAUCCAUGGACAGUGGCAACCACGGAAUAUCUCAGUCAGCGGCUGAUAAAGUAAUUGCAAGAAUGUAUAAUUAUUCCUUUUCUGAUCGGGAACGAUAUUAUCUCCGGCUAUUACUUCUUCACGUCAAAGGGCCGACUUGCUUCAGAGAUGUUAGAACUUAUUAAUAUGAAAAUAUUAUUUACACAUCAUUUCGAGAAGCUGCUCAAGCAAGGGGGCUACUUUUUGACGAUCAAGAAUGGGAAAGAUGUUUGGAUAAAGCAAUUGGUUUCAAACUUCCUCGGCACAGCUGUUUGCGUUAAUUUGCGUGUUUUGUGAAGUAACUGAUCCUAAUGCUCUUUGGGAAAAAUUUGCAUCACAUUUUAUCGAAAACUUUACAAGAUCCCGCCCUGAAAUAUUAUCCAAACAGUUGGCUUUACAAGAAAUUGAUGAAACAUUAAAACUCCACGGAAAGAGACUAACAGAUUUCGGACUUCCGGAGCCAGAUAUUGAUGAAAAUAGUAUUUUCUUAUCUGAUCCCGUUUCUGACUAUUAAUAAGAGUUAUUUACAUAACCUAUAUUAACGAUUGAAUUUGAUUGUUUGGUUAAUUUGUCUUAGUUUAUUUUGAAUGUUGAUUUAAAAUAAAAAUAAUUUGUGUAAAAACAUUUGCAGUUUUUAUUUACCAUAUUUAUUAAACACAACUAACGAAGCUAUAUGAAUCUAUAUUUAAUAUUCUUUGAGAACCGAUGACUACA
Messenger RNA from Ostrinia nubilalis (European corn borer), 1412 nucleotides. RefSeq lists its product as uncharacterized. The record is from RefSeq and is a predicted model, not a curated record. The transcript is spliced from 4 exons. Bases 292 to 726 code for a protein of 144 amino acids. Lineage: Eukaryota; Metazoa; Arthropoda; Insecta; Lepidoptera; Crambidae.